UACUGACAGCUGUCACGUGGUCAUUCAUUUGAAAAGAGAGUCCCCUGCAACUGUCAAAAUCUAUUUUUGUCUGUUGUAAGUAUAUUUGCGUAUCUGUCUCUCCCGACAACGUCAUCUUCAGUAUGCGCAAGAUCAACCGAAAAAAUCUACCAAAACGUCAACGAUAGUUAAGAGUGUUGAUGUACUUAUCGUUGGUUAAAUUUAUUAGAAAUGGUUAUUAAUUAUUCUUACAUCAUAUCCAGUAGUUUUUAACCAACAGUAAUCAGCAUAAUCAAAUGGACACGAAUAUUUAUUUUAAAUUAAAGUGGCAGUAGAAAAAAAAAUAAAACUGUGGAAGCUGUAAAAUUGUAUAAAAGUUAAGAUUAUUAUUCAUUUUAAAUAAAAAUCAUGGAUCCAAGGGGCCCUCAAAGAGCGGGGGCCCCUAUAAACCCAACGACAAUUACAUCAACAAUAUCAGAUGUUAAUUCAGCUGUUGAUAAGUCACUGCUGGAUACUGUUGUUGAUGACAAUUGGCAUGGAGUUGGUAAUACAGCUAAAAAUAAUAACCGUUUGUUGUUCCUCACUGUUGAAUAUGUAGACGAUUAUCAGUCACGAGACUAUUCAAAGGUAUUUUCUCCAUACGAACAGGUGUCUUUUUAUUCCCCGAGAGCUCCGUCACCUCUCUCAGACUUUGAGCACAGCAAAGUGAGCCCACUGGACCCGAACAUGAGUUCAACUGCAAGAUAUUCACCUACACCUGUACAACAGCUUCCAUCUCUGGCAUUUCCAAACUCCGUAGUAGUUCUUCCUGGUCCUCCUUCACCGCUUAUUAUUCCUAGUGACGGUCAUGCUAGAGUCAAUAUUAAUAAUUAUAUUUCUAGUCACAAUAAUACUAUUCAAAAUGUAGCACAGUCGGGGGAUAGUGCAACAAUUGAUUUUGUAAAUAAUGAGGCUCAUGGAGAAUCUCUAGUUACUAGUGUUAAUGGAGAGUUAAUUUUAAUGCAAGGAACAAGUACUGAGUUGGAGUCAACUUCAUCGUCUUCGUCUUCGGUGUCAGCUGACACUGCUGCUGCCGGACCGCUGAUGCUGGCAGAAAUUCCAGAGGCUGAGUUUGCAUUGACCCGAGAAUUUUUGGUGAUGCAAGAUGAUGACCAUUUAAAUGUCGUUAAUUCAUUGCCCAAUCAAAAUUGUGAAAUAAAAGAAGAGCAGAUUAUGAUUACCGAUGAUAAUAUUAUUGAUAAUCAUCAAACGGAAUUAUUGAAUUUAAAUAAUGGAAAUGGAGUAAUUUCUCAGGAACAAGUUUUAGGAAAAAUAUUAAAAAAUAAUAUUGAAUGUAAAAAAUUAAUAAAAAAUAUUCCAGCUUCUGGUAAAAUAACAUUGAGGAAAAAUAAAAAACAAAUUCGUAAUAAAACAACUUUAGAAUGCGAGGAGUGUAUUUCAGCAGCUUGUUUGAAAUCUGGUGAAUGUACCUGUCGAAAUGUCCGCACAAUUGCUGAUCAACCGGUACCAUCUCGAGCUGUUGCAACUUUACCAGGAUCGUAUCUUGCGAUAAAUAAAUUACUAUCGGCUACAGCUAUUGGUGAACCAAUAGGACAAAGUAAUUAUGGAGUAUUUGCUAAACGUAAUAUUCGGCAACGCACUCAGUUUGGGCCUAUCGAAGGUAUACUGCGUCCUUACAACGGUGAGUUUCUUAAAAAUAAUGGACUACCUUUGCUUUAUGAAACAAAUGACGGGCAGCUACUAAAAGUUGACGUGUCAGACGAAAAUACUUCAAACUGGAUGCGAUUUGUUCGACCGGCUUUGACUUUCGAUGAACAGAACUUAGUUAUUUGUCAGCAGAGUGAUGGAAUUUUUUUUCUUACCACCCGAAAUAUUCUAUCUAAAGAGGAAUUGAAAGCAGGUCCAAGUUCUCAGUAUGCUCUACGUCGCAAUUUGACUGUUCUUCAACCAGGCUCAUUGUUGAAAGACAAAGAAAUCCAUCAGGAUGACAGUAAUAUUAAUGGAUGGCCGUAUUUGGAGUGCGACGAGCCAUUCAAAUCAUCUGAAAAGUUAUCAGAACCUUUAGAUGCUCAUCAAGAUAAAAGUGAAGCAACUGAAAAUUUUGAAAGCCAACAAAAUAAUUCAAAAUUGUCGUCUGACGAUAAUAAUAAAUCACUUAAAGUUGUUGAUGGACAAACGGUCCUCUAUUCCUGUUCUCAAUGCCCAAAAGUAUUUCCACGAAGUUAUAGUUUGAAGCGUCAUAUGCACAUGCAUCUUGGCUCAAAAGCGCCGCAGAAGUAUGAGUGUUCAACCUGCGGCGAGAAUUUUUUGCAUCCUUACAACCGCAGUCGGCAUAUAAAAAUAUUUCACAGUGACGAAACACGAGAGAAAGAAAAUGCUCGUGAAAGUUCCAGUGAAUAUAAAUGUAAAUCUUGUAAUUUGGCUUUUAAAAAAUUGUCUUUGUUGAAUAUUCACAAAUUAAUACACGAGCAAGAUGUAAAUAAAGAACACGAUGGUUCUUCAACAUCGUCAUUGUCAUCGGCAUGUCCACAGUGUGGAGUUACAUUUAAUACUUGGUACGAUUUAAUAAAUCACGUAUCAUCAAAACAUGGCCGGAUUAAGUUGCCUAAAGUAACUAGUACAUCUAAAGUAAACAAUAAUAAUAAUAAUCAAAAUCAAAAUCAGGUUUCAACUCCACCAAUGUAUAAAUGUACAAAGUGUUACAAACGUUUUGCAACAAAGGUACGACUCCAGCAACAUUUUCUAGUCCAUGGCGCUGAGGAUCAAAAGCCACUGCCGUGUAAUGUCUGUUGUAAAAGAUUUAUGAAUAAUUCAGCACUCUCUUGUCACUUGAAAACUCAUCGUCAGGAUAAACAAUUGUUUGAGUGUCCAAUGUGCCGUAAAUUGUUUAACCAAGUUCUCAUGCUGAAAGAGCACAUUGAAACACACAGAGGUGAGGAUGGUAUAUUUAGUUGCCCUCACUGUCCGAGGACAUUUACCAAGUACUCAGUUAUAAGGAAACAUAUCAGAGCUCAUCAUUGUGAACGUAAACACAAAUGUCAAUUUUGUUCUAAACCAUUUCCGACGAUUGACAAAUUACGUAUGCAUUUAUUGCGUCACUCGGAUCACAGGGAAUUUCAUUGUGCUAAUUGUGGAAAGCAGUUUAAGCGUAAAGAUAAGUUAAAAGAACACAUGACGAGAAUGCACAAUGCACAGAAAAUAAAGCGGGAUCAAAUUACAACACAAAAUAGUAAUAAUAAUAAUAAUAAUAAUAAUGAUAAUAUUAGUAAUAAUAAUAAUGAUAAUGAUAAUAAUAGUCAGGGGAAAAAAUUUGUACCAAAAGUUAAUCCGACGGAUUACAAUCGUUUUAUUUAUAAGUGCCAUCAAUGCCUAGUGGGUUUUAAACGACGAGGAAUGCUCGUAAAUCAUUUGGCUAAACGGCAUCCCGAUGUAUCACCGGACUCUGUUCCGGAGUUGAAUUUACCCAUUUUAAGACAAACCCGUGAUUACUAUUGUCAGUACUGUGAUAAAGUUUACAAAAGUAGUAGUAAGAGAAAGGCGCACAUUAUGAAAAAUCAUCCUGGAGCAGCAUUGCCGCCUAGUAAUCGUCAUCAAAAGGAAACAGAUUCGACGGACUCAGGUCUACAUAAUUCGACUUUUAGUCAAACUGUUGGAAGUGUAUCGACGAUACCACAAAGCUGCCAGUGGUGUCAUAAACAGUACGCUAGUAAAGCAAAGUUAUUACAACAUCAACGUAAAAAACACGCGGCGUUAUUAAAUCCAGCAGAUAAAAUUCCUCGUCCACGAAAUCGUUCUUCAUCCCAACAAAAUAAUUCAUCACUUAACGACAAUAAUUUUGUCAUGUCCGAUUAUAUACAAGGAUAUGACGUCGAUACUGACGUUGAUUUUCUAAAACCCAAAAUACUUAAAAUAUCUGACGACUCAAAUUUUAUUGAUAACGAUAUUGAUAACGAAGAUGAUGGUGAUGAUGAUGACGAUGAUGAUGAUGGGGCUGGAGCUGAAGGGGAUAAUGACAAUCUUGAGCUUGUCGAGCAACAAUUUAUUCGUAUUUGCGAUAUUCGUUGAAAUAAUAAUAAUAUUUCUACGUGACAACGUAGAGGUUUAAUUAAAUUUUAAUCGAGAUAUGAAUCUCGUUAUUUUAAAUUUAGCGUCUGGUUGUUGCACGCUGUAACAAUUGAUAAGACUUUUUGAUGCCAGUAAGCGGCUGCGUCGUGUAUCGUCAUUGCCACUUGUUGUUCAGACGGUAUCGCGGCAAAAUUAAAUCAAACAACGAAAAAUGUUAUUGAACUCACGAGAGGUGAACGAAGUUGAAAAAACAUCAGGUUAAUUAUAAAUGACAAAAAAUAAACUUAAUAGCUGGACAUAAUUUGUUGUUGGCUCUGACGUGGAAUGUCAGUGCUCACCCUAAUAAGGGUGGUUGUCAAUUAAUUGUCACGUGCUCGGUAAUUAAGUCAUCCGUCAAUUGUCUGAAUACAAAAAAUCAAAAAAUAAAUUUUUCAUUAUUUAAAAAAAAACAGACGACAUUUAUUAUUGAUCUUGAAUAUUUUAUAUAUUAUACGAGCAGACUAAUUAAUACAUUUCUGUACUACGGCAAUAAAGUACGCACUUUUAUUUCCUAUGAUAGAAGACUAAUUAACAUUUGCUUCGAAUUGAAUUUUUACAGGUACAAAGUACCAGAUUUGACAUUGAUACCAAUUGAUAUAUUAUAAAUAAUAAAUAUAAUUAAAAUAAACUGCGUGUAUUACAUUACACAGAUUAAAUAAAUUAAAAAUUUAAGUAAUUUUAUUAAAUCAUAAAAUAAAUUUUUGUUUUAUCUUGACAUUAAUAUUUAAAUAAAAUAAAAAAAUAUUUUGAAUUUAAUCUAAUAAACUUCCACUCAUACAUUUGGUGAUAAUGAUAAUAAAAUAAAUGAUAGCUGUAGGAAUGACAAAACAUUAUCGUUGAUAAUAAUUAAUAAAUUAAAGUUGACAUAAAUAAACACUGGUCAAUAAUCAAACUUUUAUCAAUAGCCAAGAUUGAAACAUUAAUAUUGAUCUAUUAAAUACUUAUUUAUAAAUAAAAAGGAAGAAAAAAUAAAAACAUAGGCAAGAUUUAAAAAGAGCAACAGAUAAUUAAAAUAAAAAUAAAGGGCUGUAGUAGUAUUGAGUAACAUUUAAAUUUAAAAUAACGAUAUUGGCAAAAUACUCGUUCAGCAUAUUACAAUACUAGAUAACAUAGAUUUAUUUAUUAACUUACUUAGCGAUAAUGCUUAAAAAAUAUUAUUAUUUUCAUUUAUUUGUACUAUUAAAAUUAAUGAAUGUAUUAACGAAUGUAAUGUGCACGCAGUAGCAUCAGGCAGUGGAUAAGUCGGCUCGAAUUUAAUUUUAAAUUUUAAAUUUAAGAUAGUAAAUAUGUGAUGUGAUGACAAUGGAAGCAAAAUUAUAUAUAUAAUUAUAUUAUGUAAUUACAGUGUAUUAGAAAUGCACGAGAAAAUAGAAAAAUUUAAAUUAU
Messenger RNA from Microplitis demolitor, 5469 nucleotides. RefSeq names its product PR domain zinc finger protein 10. Gene Ontology annotation, cellular component: nucleus. Gene Ontology annotation, molecular function: protein binding. Bases 388 to 4044 code for a protein of 1218 amino acids. The transcript has 6 exons. The record is from RefSeq and is a predicted model, not a curated record. Lineage: Eukaryota; Metazoa; Arthropoda; Insecta; Hymenoptera; Braconidae.